Ceratosolen solmsi marchali is the source of this 1424-nucleotide messenger RNA. RefSeq names its product glass bottom boat (gene gbb). Gene Ontology annotation, molecular function: cytokine activity; growth factor activity. The transcript has a single exon. Lineage: Eukaryota; Metazoa; Arthropoda; Insecta; Hymenoptera; Agaonidae. Gene Ontology annotation, cellular component: extracellular region. Bases 1 to 1290 code for a protein of 429 amino acids. The record is from RefSeq and is a predicted model, not a curated record.
AUGACGUCCGCGCUGCCGUCGUCGUCGUCGUCGUCGUCGUCGUCGUCGUCGCCGCCGUUGCUGCUGCUAGUGUUGUUGUUGCUGGUGUUGCCGUUCUCGCCACUGGUCCCUCGGCCAGGCAAGGCCGAGCGACCGAGUGGCCUCUAUGUGGACAACGGCUUCGAUCAGACGCUCGUGCACCGCGUCGUCGGGCAGCGUGAGCGUCGCGAGGUCGAACACGAGAUCCUGAGCCUGCUGGGGCUGCCGGAGCGGCCACCGCCCCGGCGGCCCCAGGUGCGCCGCUCCGCGCCCAAGUUCCUCCUGGACAUCUACAAGAGCGCGUUAGAGGAGGGCUCGAGCCCGAGGCCCGAGCUCAGCGGCCAGGAUCUCAGGGCCAUCGACCAGAGCGACGUGAUAAUGAGCUUUGCUGCGAGGAAUCAGCACGUGCCGAGCGUCAGGCACGAGCGCGGCAAGAGGCUCUGGUUCGACGUCUCGGAGGCCCCCACGGACGAGCGCGUCGUCGGGGCAGAACUGAGGCUGUACCGGGGCCUCGAGGCGGUGCGCCCGGCGCGCAACCGCGGCUCUUUCACCCUCACGGCCUACAGGGUCCUGAGGCUCGAGGACGGUGAGCGGGAGCUCGAGUACCUGGACGCGGUGAACGCGAGCAGUGGCCGGGAGGGUUGGAUCGCACUCAACGUGAGCGCGGCCCUUGAGCACUGGCUGCGAGACCCCGGUGCGAACCGUGGCCUCUACCUCUCGGUGCACCCGGCCGAGCGGCACGUGCACGAGAUGCGGCCCGAGGAUGUGGGCCUGGUUGGGUUCCGGGGCGCCGCGGACAGGCAGCCAUUCAUGGUCGGCUUCUUCAAGAGCUCGGGCUUGCGCGAGCGGAAGGUACGACAAAAGCGCGAGGCCAAGCGGAAGAAGAAAGCCGAGGUGGCGGCCCUGGACUACAGACCCGGCAAUCCUUACGCCGAUCCCCAAGUCCAGUACAACUCGCGCACCUGUAAGAUACAGACGCUCUACGUGAGCUUCCGCGACCUCCAGUGGCAGGACUGGAUAAUCGCACCCGACGGCUACGACGCUUAUUACUGCAGCGGCGAGUGCAACUUUCCACUCAACGCCCACAUGAACGCGACCAAUCACGCGAUCGUCCAGACGCUCGUGCACCUCGUGAACCCGGGCAAGGUCCCGAAGCCCUGUUGUGCCCCGACGAAGCUCUCGCCCAUCUCCGUCCUGUACUUCCUCGACGAGAGCAACGUCAUACUCAAGAAGUACAAGAACAUGGUGGUCAAGAGCUGCGGCUGUCACUAGGACCUCGGCCGUUCCUACUCCUCCUCCUCCUCCUCCUCCUCCUCCUCCUCCUCUUCCUCCUUCACCUAUUCGCUACCUCAUCCAGCUUCGGCUCCACUCCACUCACCGACCGCCCACUCGUCCACUCGCCACCG